Molecule: messenger RNA, 536 nt
Organism: Ostrinia furnacalis (Asian corn borer)
Lineage: Eukaryota; Metazoa; Arthropoda; Insecta; Lepidoptera; Crambidae
Product: ATP synthase subunit g, mitochondrial
Exons: 4
Coding region: 74-484 (136 amino acids)
Biological process (GO): proton motive force-driven ATP synthesis
Molecular function (GO): proton transmembrane transporter activity
Source: RefSeq, a predicted model, not a curated record
GUAAAAAUUAGACGCACACAAAUUUUAGUCCUUGUAAAGCAAUUUGUAAAGUGUUUUUAAAAUAAAACUAGAAAUGGCAAGCGGUGCGAAAACUUUACGACUUGUGAAUUCUUUGAUACGCUCUCGUUUGGCUAUGGUCAACGAACUCUCAGAGGUUUACAAGCCUUCUAUUACCAGGAAUAAGGAAAAACUAAUAGAACUUAUAAAAGAAAAGGCUGCUCAAGCACGUCAAUCAGAAAUAGCAAAAAAACUCAAGGUUGCUAAAGGAUACUAUACUUUAGAAAUGGCACCUCCUAGCGGCAAUGAAAUGCAGAAACUGCAAUCUGAUUUGGCCUUAGUGAAGGAAUUCUUUCAAUCUGGUUGUUUCAAAUACCUCACCGUGAAGCAGGCUUGGUUGCUGAUCCUCGUGGGAACUGAAAUCGGAUUGUGGUUUUUCCUUGGGGAAACUAUUGGAAAGAUGCACAUCGUUGGCUACAAAGUGUAAACAAGUGUCAUUGAGAAUAUUUGCUUGAAAAAUAAACUUGUUACCUAAUAAA